CAGAAGAAACGUGAUAACAUAAGAAGGAUUUAAUGUACCACUGCUAGCUCUGAGAUGUUCAGAGACCACAUGCAACUACACACAAUGACCCAAAAGAGGCCUCUAGAUGAGCCUCCAGAAGGGAAAGCAGCCCAGGCAACGCCUUGAUUUUAGUCCUGUGAGACCGGAAGCCAAGAAACCAGCGGAGUCCAGUGGACUUCUGACCUACAGAACUGUUCGGCUCAGCUAAUAUUUAACAUAACCAGAUCUGUAGAAUACACUGCUUGCAAUGAAACUGUUAUCAUCCCAUGCUAUGUUAAUAAUGUGGAGGCCACAAACAUUAAUGAAAUGUAUGUAAAGUGGAAAUUUAGAGGAAAAGACAUUUUCACCUUUGAUGGCGCUGUAGAAAAGACCACUCGCGACAAUAAAUUUAAGAGUACAAAAAUCAUACCACAAAAAUUACUAAAUGGCAUUGCCUCUUUGGAGAUGAACAAGGAAGAGGCUGUUGUAGGAAACUACACUUGUGAAGUAACAGAAUUAAGCAGAGAAGGCGAAACCAUCAUAGAACUAAAAUACCGUAUUGUUUCAUGGUUUUCUCCAAAUGAAAAUAUCCUCAUUGUCAUUUUCCCAAUUUUGGCUGUACUGCUUUCUUGGGGACAGUUUGGUAUUGUGACGCUUAAAUAUAAAUCCAGUCUCAUGAAGGAGAAAACCAUUCUUUUAUUUGUUGGUGGACUAGUGCUCACUAUAGCUGUCAUUGUUGGAGCCAUUCUUUUUGUCCCAGGUGAAUAUUCAACAAAGAAUUCUUGUGGACUUGGUUUAAUUGUGGUUCCUACAGUGAUUUUAAUAUUACUUCAGUACUGUGUGUUUAUGAUAGGUGUUUGGAUGUCUUCCUUCACCAUCGCCAUAUUGAUCCUUCAGGUACUGGGCUAUGUGCUCUCUGUGGUUGGACUAAGCCUCUGUGUCUCAGAGUGCACCCCAGUGAACGGCCCUCUUCUGAUUUCAGGUUUGGGUAUUAUAGCUCUAGCAGAAUUACUUGGAUUAGUUUAUAUGAAACUUGUUGCUUCCAAUCAGAAGACUAUACAACCUCCUAGGGAAGCUGAUUCCAGUAUAUUGCCUCACCUAUUGGCUCCAUUUGAUAAAGCUGUAGAGGAACCCCUUAAUGCAUUUAAAGAAUCAAAAGGAAUGAUGAAUGAUGAGUAACUGAAGUGAAGUGAUGGACUCUGAUUUGGAAAGUAGUAAGACAUGAAAGGAAUACAAUUGUGUUUAAGCACCAUGGCCUUGAUUCACUGUUCAGGAGAAGAAAACAAGAAAAAUUACUGGUUCUCAUCUGUGGGAGAAAGUAAAUCUUUGACCCUUAAAUGAUUGUUACAGUUAAGUUUUUAUUCAAAGCAUUUGUAAUUUAGUUAAUAAAAGAAUUAUUAUCUGUGUUGUGUGCCCAA
Molecule: messenger RNA, 1418 nt
Organism: Leopardus geoffroyi (Geoffroy's cat)
Lineage: Eukaryota; Metazoa; Chordata; Mammalia; Carnivora; Felidae
Gene: CD47
Product: CD47 molecule
Exons: 13
Coding region: 328-1179 (283 amino acids)
Biological process (GO): positive regulation of phagocytosis; positive regulation of cell-cell adhesion; positive regulation of inflammatory response
Cellular component (GO): extracellular exosome; plasma membrane
Molecular function (GO): thrombospondin receptor activity
Source: RefSeq, a predicted model, not a curated record